UGGUGUCUUUGUAAUCUUGCAAUUUUUAUUUAUUUCAGAUCACCUUGUAUGGUUAGAAUUUUAACACAUCUGCAGCUUGCCCUCUUUCUGGCUCAGGGCUUUGACUCUGUCUCAGUACUCACGCUAAGCAGACUCCAAGCUGAUGCAGUACUCAAGCGAAAAAUAAUGUGGACUUUCACUUUACCCCCAGCAUAGAGCUUUCUGUUGCACUUUCCUUAGGACACACCCUCACAUACUUCAAUCAAAUAAAAAGGGAGCCGACACAAAGAGGAAAGAAUAGGAGCACAGUUCAAGCUGCAAACUCCAUUCAUUCCCCUUUGGCUCAGUCAAGAACUUUUUCAAUUGAAGAUCAUGAAGGAUUUGCUUGAAGGUGUUUAGAAGUCACAACACUCCAAAGGUACGUGUAGUAGUGCUAGACUGACAAAACUCCAAUGAGUUUUUCUUCUUCAGCCUGAACGUUGAAGCCACAAUGGCCUUACAGGAGGUGUGCCACUUCUAUGACAGUGUUCCAUCUUCUUCAGAGCACAGCCCUGUUGCUUUAGCCCUUGAGGGCUGCUGUACCGAAUACAGAUCAGCAAAAGCUGGUCACAGCUUGCCUGUGUUUUACCUACCAGUGAUGAAAUCACAACCUGUCUGUCAACCCUGGAAGACCAUUAAUGUGAGCACAAUGCCAAGUUCUACUUCCAGCGUGAAGUCGUUUAUGCUGGCAGAAGAAAGUAAAAGACCCUUUGAUUUAAGUCAUGGCACUACAACCCUCUCUUUCAAGUUCCAAGGUGGUGUAAUUGCAGCUGCUGAUACACGGUCAAGCUGUGCUAAAAAAGUGGAGUGUCCUUCAUCUCAGAAGAUUAUCCCCAUCCAUAGCCACCUAGUAGGGACAACCUCUGGAACAUCAGCAGACUGCACGUUAUGGAAACGUAUUUUGUCUUAUAAAUGCCGCCUGUACCAGCUCCAGAAUAAAAGGACUCUAACAGUCAGAGGAACGGCCAAACUACUGUCUGGAGCACUAUUCCCCUUCAAGGGUACAGAGCUCUGUGUGGCAGCAACAUUGUGUGGCUGGGAUCACACUGGUCCGGCCUUGUACUAUGUCUACAGUGAUGGCACUUGUCUGGAGGGAGAACUGUUUUCUGUGGGCUCUGGUUCACCCUAUGCCUACUCGAUCCUGGACCGUGAGUACCAUUUUGAUAUGUCAGUGGAUGAAGCAUACUGCCUGGCACGGCGUGCUGUCUACCACGCCACACACCGGGAUGCCUACUCUGGAGGAAAUGUAGACUUGUACCAUGUCACCAAAGAAGGCUGGCGCAAAAUAGGCAGGGAGAAUCUGUUUCCUGUUUAUUAUGAAAAGAAGGAGGCCCAGUUACAUGGGAGUGGAGAGGUACCUGGCUUCUGAAGCUAUGUGGUUUUGCUGUUAUUGAAAUAAAAAAUACAAGAUGAACAUUACAGGACUCCAUAAUAAUGGAUGUAAUUCUUCCAUGUUUUUAAUAUUAUUUAUGGAAUGCAAAUAUUAGAUUUCUGCCCGGAAAAUGAAAAUUAAUGUUUUGCUAAUUAAGAUCCUUGCCCGAUCCUUUAGGACCCAUUAUUUGUAAUCUUUUGAAGACUUUUAACAGAUAAAACUUUCUGUUUAGGCCACAAAAAUAAGAUGAGUGGAUGUGUAGCACACUCCUUCCAGGGCACUCUUUAAUGGUCUCUACGAAAAUUGAAUGUGUUUGUUGAUCUGAGAGGUUCCGCCCACAACAGAAGAGCAAUGAUUGGACAGGGCAAAGCUCCUCCUCUGUCACAAUCUAUAAAGACUGGGCUCAUGUCAUAUCAGAGUAAUUGGCUAAGCAUCUUGGCAGCUCAGGGUGAUGUAUCAGACACCAUCAUGCAAUCUUUACUUCCAAGGACCACCUGCUACUUCUACCUACUGUAUGCGUCCAGCAAUGUCUUGAUACGGGGGUAGGCCAUUUCCAGCUAAAUUUUGAUAAGAUUGCUACAUUUUAGCUUUUAAGUAAUUAUAUUUAGUUAAUCUUAAGAAAAUAUCUUUGAAGCCUACAGAUAACAAAAAUAAAUAUUUUGAGGAUUGUCUAUUUUUUUGUGUUUGUUACCAAUAACAGUCCAUGGCCAUGUCUCUCUCAGGUUCCAUGUGUAUUUUUACCAUUUCUGACUUGAAUGCUGACAUGAAAGUUUUAUUUUCAAGAAAGGAUCUCGCAGUAUGAAUACAUUGACCUGACAUGAAUGCAGCAGACCAAGACUAACCUAUUCUUGAACAUUUGGUGUCUUGGCAGAAGGAUGAACCAAAAAGAACUUCUUCAUACAGCUUGUGAGAAUACAUCACUAAACACCUUUGGAAUAAGUAGCUGUUCGUCCAUGCUAAAAUGAAAUGUUCACACCACCAUCUCAUUCACCAGCUAAGCUUAUCAUCACUACGAGAAUGUUGCUUAUUUAGCUUGCCAGUAUCCCCUCUCUCCAUUUCAUCACCCUGAUUGUGUCUGGGAAUUUACUUUGUUCCUGACAUUUAAAUCCCAGCUAAGGAUUUGCAUGGCACCUUUUUUUAAUCCCUGACUGUUUUCGGUACUUGUGUACUAAAUGGAUGGCAGUACUGUUAUCGUCAUGCAAAUCGUUGGGUUGCUUAAUUUUUGGAGUUUAAUUUAUUAGACUGACCUACCCCAACCACAAAUACUAACCUAAAACUUAGUGAAGGUGAAGCGUAGUUGCUUAUAGGUCCCUAAUUUUAAUGUCCCCUUUGCUGCCUAAUCUUAAAAAUGAAAAUCCGAUUUGCGUCACAAUAAUAGAAAAGUCAGUAAUUGUUAAAUUUAAUUGUGCUCAUUGUUUAAUUAGAAGACCCAU
Messenger RNA from Polypterus senegalus (gray bichir), 2823 nucleotides. Its product is annotated as proteasome subunit beta type-11-like. Gene Ontology annotation, molecular function: threonine-type endopeptidase activity. Bases 470 to 1387 code for a protein of 305 amino acids. The record is from RefSeq and is a predicted model, not a curated record. The transcript is spliced from 2 exons. Gene Ontology annotation, cellular component: proteasome core complex. Lineage: Eukaryota; Metazoa; Chordata; Cladistia; Polypteriformes; Polypteridae.